Alexandromys fortis (reed vole) is the source of this 5001-nucleotide messenger RNA. It is a transcript of the gene Gabbr2, whose product is annotated as gamma-aminobutyric acid type B receptor subunit 2. NCBI's taxonomy places the organism in Eukaryota, Metazoa, Chordata, Mammalia, Rodentia, Cricetidae. Gene Ontology annotation, molecular function: G protein-coupled GABA receptor activity. Gene Ontology annotation, biological process: gamma-aminobutyric acid signaling pathway; G protein-coupled receptor signaling pathway. The coding region runs from base 1 to 2634 and encodes 877 amino acids. The record is from RefSeq and is a predicted model, not a curated record. Gene Ontology annotation, cellular component: membrane; G protein-coupled receptor heterodimeric complex. The transcript is spliced from 18 exons.
AUGGCUUCCCCGCCGAGCUCCGGGCAGCCCCGGCCGCCGCCGCCGCCGCCCGCGCGCCUGCUGCUGCCCCUGCUGCUGUCACUGCUGCUGUCGUUGGCGCCCGGGGCCUGGGGCUGGGCACGGGGUGCCCCCCGGCCGCCGCCCAGCAGCCCGCCGCUCUCCAUCAUGGGCCUCAUGCCGCUCACCAAGGAGGUGGCCAAGGGCAGCAUCGGGCGCGGCGUGCUCCCAGCCGUGGAGCUAGCCAUCGAGCAGAUCCGCAACGAGUCACUCCUGCGCCCCUACUUCCUGGACCUACGACUCUAUGACACCGAGUGUGACAAUGCAAAGGGCUUGAAAGCCUUCUACGAUGCAAUAAAGUACGGGCCGAACCACUUGAUGGUGUUUGGAGGCGUCUGUCCAUCUGUCACAUCUAUCAUCGCCGAGUCCCUCCAAGGCUGGAAUCUGGUGCAGCUUUCCUUCGCCGCCACCACGCCUGUUCUUGCGGACAAGAAGAAGUACCCAUAUUUCUUCCGGACGGUGCCCUCUGACAACGCGGUGAACCCGGCCAUCCUGAAGAUGCUGAAGCACUUCCGAUGGCGGCGCGUGGGCACACUCACGCAGGACGUGCAGCGCUUCUCUGAGGUGAGGAAUGACCUGACCGGGGUUCUGUACGGGGAGGACAUAGAGAUCUCAGACACAGAGAGCUUCUCCAACGAUCCCUGCACCAGCGUCAAAAAGCUCAAGGGGAAUGACGUGCGGAUCAUCCUUGGCCAGUUUGACCAGAACAUGGCAGCGAAAGUCUUCUGUUGUGCCUUCGAGGAGAGCAUGUUCGGCAGCAAGUACCAGUGGAUCAUCCCAGGCUGGUACGAGCCGGCGUGGUGGGAUCAGGUGCACGUGGAGGCCAACUCCUCCCGCUGCCUGCGCAGGAGCCUCCUGGCCGCCAUGGAGGGCUACAUCGGAGUGGACUUCGAGCCCCUGAGCUCCAAACAGAUCAAGACCAUCUCAGGGAAGACUCCACAGCAAUACGAAAGAGAAUACAACAGCAAGCGCUCAGGUGUGGGGCCCAGCAAGUUCCACGGGUACGCCUAUGAUGGCAUCUGGGUCAUCGCCAAGACACUGCAGAGGGCCAUGGAGACCCUGCAUGCCAGCAGCAGGCACCAGCGGAUCCAGGACUUCAACUACACAGACCACACGCUGGGCAGGAUCAUCCUCAAUGCCAUGAACGAAACCAACUUCUUCGGGGUCACGGGUCAAGUUGUGUUCCGGAACGGAGAGAGAAUGGGAACCAUUAAAUUUACUCAAUUUCAAGAUAAAAAGGAGGUGAAGGUAGGCGAGUACAACGCAGUGGCUGACACGCUGGAGAUCAUCAACGACACCAUCAGGUUCCAGGGGUCUGAGCCACCCAAGGACAAGACCAUCAUCCUGGAACAGCUGCGAAAGAUCUCCCUUCCGCUGUACAGCAUCCUGUCGGCCCUCACCAUCCUCGGCAUGAUCAUGGCCAGUGCCUUCCUCUUCUUCAACAUCAAGAACCGGAACCAGAAGCUGAUCAAGAUGUCGAGUCCCUACAUGAACAACCUCAUCAUCCUGGGCGGAAUGCUAUCCUAUGCGUCCAUCUUCCUCUUCGGCCUCGAUGGAUCCUUAGUCUCAGAAAAGACCUUCGAAACACUCUGCACGGUCCGGACCUGGAUUCUCACCGUGGGCUACACAACCGCCUUUGGGGCCAUGUUUGCAAAGACCUGGAGGGUCCAUGCCAUCUUCAAAAAUGUAAAGAUGAAGAAGAAGAUCAUCAAAGACCAGAAGCUGCUUGUGAUUGUGGGGGGCAUGCUGCUGAUCGACCUGUGCAUCCUGAUCUGUUGGCAGGCGGUGGACCCCCUGCGGAGGACGGUGGAGAGGUACAGCAUGGAGCCGGACCCAGCAGGCCGGGACAUCUCCAUCCGCCCACUGCUGGAACACUGCGAAAACACCCACAUGACCAUCUGGCUCGGCAUCGUCUACGCCUACAAGGGGCUCCUCAUGUUGUUCGGUUGCUUCUUAGCGUGGGAAACACGCAAUGUGAGCAUUCCUGCCCUCAACGACAGCAAGUACAUCGGGAUGAGCGUGUACAACGUGGGCAUCAUGUGCAUCAUCGGGGCUGCUGUCUCCUUCCUGACUCGGGACCAGCCCAAUGUGCAGUUCUGCAUCGUGGCCCUGGUCAUCAUCUUCUGUAGCACAAUCACUCUCUGUCUGGUGUUUGUGCCAAAGCUGGACAAAGACUUGGAAGAAGUCACCAUGCAGCUACAAGACACCCCAGAGAAGACCACAUACAUCAAACAGAAUCACUACCAAGAACUCAACGACAUCCUCAGCCUGGGCAACUUCACAGAGAGCUCAGAUGGAGGAAAGGCCAUUCUAAAAAAUCACCUCGAUCAAAAUCCCCAGCUACAGUGGAACACAACAGAGCCCUCGAGAACGUGCAAAGAUCCCAUAGAAGACAUCAACUCCCCAGAGCACAUCCAGCGCCGGUUGUCCCUCCAGCUCCCGAUCCUCCACCACGCCUACCUCCCGUCCAUUGGAGGCGUGGACGCCAGCUGUGUGAGCCCCUGUGUCAGCCCUACCGCCAGUCCCCGCCACAGACAUGUGCCACCCUCCUUCCGAGUCAUGGUCUCGGGCCUGUAGGGGUAGGAGGCCUGGGGCCGGGGCCUCCCCGGGGACAGCACCAUGCUGGGCCAAGGCACCCGCCGCUGGUGCGCUGACGGCGGUGAGAAGCUGAGCACACUAUGCUGCCUCUCCAGGGCUGGCACAGCGCUCAGAGGGACUCGGCACCGACCGCGAGCCUUAUCUGCGGAAGGUCUUACUCUCGCGAGGGAGGCGAUGACUUCUCCUUGGUGUAUGCAAGCAAAGAGGAGUUGGGACGCCUGAAACUUGCAAAAACAAAUCAAAAUCUAGACAAAGGAGAGAGGUCACGGACUCCAGCCAUCCUCACCAAGUGGCCAGAGCAAGGGCUCGGCAGACCUCUGCACUCUGCACACACGUCAUCGGCGGUGCCCGCCCCCACACACCAGCCCUUCUCCACUCUGGGGAAGAAGGUGAGCAGGGCCACUAGGUCCCCAGCAGCUGGCCCAGACCACCUCAGGCUCCCGGGAACAGGGAGUCCGCGGGAAGGGCAGACGGACAGACAAACACAGCCCUGGGGCUGGGGGACCAGAGCCGGCAGCUGUGCAUGCUCCCAGGGGACACUGAUCAGAAGAGAGAUGUUUGUUACUCUCUGAUAAACGCCACACAUUAACACAAUAACACCCGUUCUGGGGACUGUGGGGAUUCAGGGCACCUCACUGCAGAAACUCUGCAGUGUUCAACCGACAGUCUGUCAUGCUCCCACCAUGUCGGCCAUGUCCUUGUGUUCAAUUUUAGGGUUCCUGGUAAUAAGGGGAACCACCCGAGCUAAUCACGGAAUGUCUGCUCCCAGAAAACACGAUAAAGAAAGAUUGUGCACUUUAACCUCUCCCGUGGGGGCCCAAGGGCUGCUGGGAUUUCCCCCCCCCCCCAUUGACUUUGUUUCUGACCAAAGUGAAUCAGGGGCAUUCUGCUACAAGUCACCCCUGUGUUCCAGGGGAGAGUUGCUUUCCAGUGCCCCUCCAGCCCAGCCCGUGUGUGACCCCUCGGGUGUCACUGGGGUGGUCAGUCAGCAGGCUGGUUUUCACCUUCCACAUCAUACUUCCCUUGUCAUUGAACCCCAAAGAGCACCGGCCUGAGAGUCAGACCUGGAUUUGAGUCUUCAGUCCCCUCAGGCUCCCUCCGUGACCUUGGGCAAGUCACCAGUGUCGCUCUGAGCCUCAGUUUCCCCUCCGUGUAACAGACUGGGGUUGAAAUAACACCCAUCCUGCCUACCUCACAGGGUCACUCUGGGGAUGGACACUCAUCCAGGAGAGCUGUGCACUGUGAAGCAGCCCCAACCUGUGAGGUAUUAGUGUGACAAUGACCUUCAGCCCUCCCACAAGCCGGGGGUGCGGUGUGGCCCAGAGAAGCUUCCAGCAAGGCCCUCUCCCCCAGGGACAGCCCAGCGGGAGGGAGGCUCAGGACUCUCCUGACAUUCCUAGACAGGUUCUUCCCUUGCUAAAGGCCUGAAUGACGAUGUCCAGGGGCGUCUGCACCACCACUGAGCGGCUUGCUCACGCCCUAAAGAAUCCUAACGGCAGCUUCCACAAGCAGGCAAUAAUCUCUUCCCAGACCACGGCAGUCAGGAACACACUGCUAUCAACCACCAGGCUGUGACGAAAGGGCCCGCGGGAAUGAUCAUCACCAACAUUUCAAGACACCCUAAUUCACGUAGCAUAGCUCUCCCUUUCCCUCCCUCAAAGAGAGGUUACGGAGGUUCUGUAGCUUUUAAGGGGGAAAAAAAUGUCAACACAUCACAGGUCAAGUUGAUGUCAUUCUCUGUUUAGGCACUAAAACUCCCUGCUGUCACUCACUGUGUGUUAACCAGUAUUUCCUUGCUCUUUUGAUUUCACCGAACCAAAUUUUAUUUAAAAGAUCACAUUAAUUUUUUUCAAAGGGAAAGAGAUAAUUAACUGUACAUAAUGUAUACAGACAAAAAAACUGUAGAAAUAUUACUCCAGCAUAGCAGGAAAAAAAAAAACAAAAGUAUUGGAUUGUCGGAGGUGAGCGUGUGUCUGUAAUCCCUUGUGACUCCGAUCCGUGCUCUGUCUUCUAGGUAAACCCACAAGGUACAUCUCUGUCUACUGAUCCUGUAGGUUCACCAUUUUUUUUAAUAAUUUCUCUGCAAUUAACAAGCCCCACAAAGUGAUUCUGGCUAUCUACUGGUUCUGUUCUUUUAUAAGCAGCAAACACUUGGUCCAUUUCCUAGAGGCUUCCGCCUGAGGGCAUCUUCCAAUGACGUUAGUGCACACACACACCUGCUUUCAAUUAGACCGGAACUGGCAGAAUCAAAUGUAAAUGAGGAGUUUCUCUCACCCCACUGCAUGGUAUCGAUUUUUAAUAAAUUGUUGCAAAUUUGUUUUUAUGAAUAAAAUGGGGGGAAAAUCC